AUGGAAUUUACAAGUCUGCUGAAUACUUCAUUGGAUCUCAAUGCAAAACCUCUUAGAUUUCUGGACGAAGAAGCUCCUCCUUUACCGGCGAAACAAGAAGUGGAGAGUAAUUUCAUUGGGCUGGAUGCAACUGUAACCGCAGUCAAAGAAGAGAGAAUUGGGUUGAUAGAGGAACUGAAGAGAGUGAGUGCUGAAAACAUGAAGCUGACAGAACUUGUGACAGUAAUGUGUGAGAAUUACAGUCAGCUUCAGAAGCAACUGAUGGAGCACACGACCAAACUUCCUCAAGUAUUGGAAAAUAAUAAUAUCAGUAAAACAAGAAAGAGAAAAGCUGAAAGCAGCAGCAUGAUUAAUAAUGGAAACAACAAUGAUAUUGGCCUAUCAGAAUGCAGCUCAAGCUAUGAGGAACCAUCCAAGAAGCCAAGGGAAGAGCAUAAUAUUAAUACGAAACCCAAGAUUACGCGUGUUUGCGUGCGAACCGAAGCGUCUGAUAAUACGAGCCUCAUUGUUAAGGAUGGUUAUCAGUGGAGAAAAUAUGGACAGAAAGUGACCAGAGACAACCCCUGUCCUAGAGCUUACUUCAAGUGCUCUUUUGCUCCUACUUGUCCUGUCAAAAAGAAGGUUCAAAGGAGUAUAGAAGAUCAAUCAAUGGUAGUUGCAACCUACGAAGGGGAGCACAACCACCCGGUGCCCACGACUCCAGCGUCCAACCGGAGCUCGACAAGUGGCAACACGGCGCCGACCCUCACGAAGCCUAACCAAGAGGAAAGUAGGCCGAUAUCGUUGCAACACUACUUUAACUUGGUAGAGCAAAUGGCCUCCACUUUGACAAGUGAUCCUAACUUCAAAUCAGCCCUUGCAGCAGCCAUUUCUGGAAAGAAUUAUGAGUUGUAG
Molecule: messenger RNA, 894 nt
Organism: Striga hermonthica
Lineage: Eukaryota; Viridiplantae; Streptophyta; Magnoliopsida; Lamiales; Orobanchaceae
Source: the annotation of a GenBank genome assembly